This is a messenger RNA of Cryptomeria japonica (Japanese cedar), 1871 nucleotides long. RefSeq lists its product as uncharacterized. Lineage: Eukaryota; Viridiplantae; Streptophyta; Pinopsida; Cupressales; Cupressaceae. Gene Ontology annotation, cellular component: endoplasmic reticulum; COPII-coated ER to Golgi transport vesicle. The coding region runs from base 201 to 1871 and encodes 556 amino acids. The transcript has 15 exons. The record is from RefSeq and is a predicted model, not a curated record.
GUCGAGCGCCAGCGUAAAUCCUAAAAUUUGUUUCCUUCCUAUUGUUUCGUUUUUUUUUUAUACGCACAAAACUUUCCAAGGGCAAACCAUCCAAUAAGACAAUGCAUACACAACGGGUGGAACUUGAAGGGCGAUUUUGAACUCCAUUGUGCUAAAAUUAAGCACUAGGUUGGUGGGUGAUUUUCCCACAAUUACAGAACAUGGAGUUACUGAACAAGCUUCGGCAGCUGGAUGCAUAUCCAAAAAUCAGUGAAGAUUUUUACCAGAGAAGCUUUUCUGGUGGUGUGAUUACAAUUGUAUCAUCUACUGUCAUAGUGUUUCUCUUCUUCACCGAGCUGAGUUUAUACCUUCACGGUAUUACGGAGAAUGAGCUUAUUGUGGACACAUCAAGAGGAGAGAGACUUCAAAUCAAUUUUGAUGUGACUUUCCCUGCACUUGCAUGCUCUCUUCUUAGUUUGGAUGCCAUGGAUAUUAGUGGAGAUCAACACCUUGAUGUUAAGCAUGAUAUAAUUAAAAAAAGACUUGAUACCUCUGGAAAUGUUAUUGAGAUGAGGAGUGAUGGAAUUGGUGGACCCAAGAUUGAUAAACCUUUACAGCGACAUGGUGGCAGGUUGGAACACAAUGAAACAUAUUGUGGAUCUUGCUAUGGGGCAGAAGCGUCAGAUGAUGAUUGCUGUAAUUCAUGCGAGGAAGUCCGGGAUGCUUACCGUGUUAAAGGUUGGGGAUUGACAAAUCCUGAUUUGAUAGAUCAGUGCAAAAGGGAAGGAUUUCUGAACAAGAUCAAAGAGGAAGCUGGUGAAGGAUGCAACAUAUAUGGAUCGCUUGAAGUAAACAAAGUGGCAGGGAAUUUCCAUUUUGCUCCUGGUAGAAGUUUUCAAUAUUCUGGAAUGCAUGUGCAUGAUCUAAUGUCAUUUCAGACUGAAAACAUCAAUGUGAGUCAUACAAUACACAAGUUGACAUUUGGAGCACACUUCCCAGGAGUUGUAAAUCCUCUUGACGGAGUACAGUGGACACAGCAAAUGAGAACUGGCAUGUAUCAAUAUUUUAUUAAGGUAGUACCCACUGUAUAUAGUGACAUUGGUGGGAAUAAAAUCCUGACAAAUCAGUUCUCAGUAACUGAACACUUCAGAGCUAUGGAAUUUGGUAUGAGUGGAUCCCUGCCUGGAGUAUUCUUCUUUUACGACCUUUCACCAAUCAAGCCACUUUAUGCAUCUUCAUGGCUUUCUUUCACAAGUCAGCUGCAAUAUGCUCCAACAAUUACUCGUGAAUCUCCUCACAGAGUCAUUCCGAUUUUAGCAGCAGAGCCAUCUCUUGAUCAUCCUCAAGAGAAUUUGAUGAAUAUCUUUGAGGAUAAUCCUGCAUUUGCCCCUUUGUCAGAAAUUGAUACUUCUACUUCUAGUUUUGAUGAGUUCAUGAUGCAAUCAUCAGGACCUUUGGUUAAUGAGAAGUCUAUAGUUGUUCAAACAAUAACUUCUCCCAGGAUGAUGACUGUUGUUCAAACAAUAACUUCUUCCAGGAUGAUGACUCAAUCAAAACCCAAAGUUGCCAAAAGAGCUAAGAUGAUUUCAAGGGUAACAGUGGAUAGUAACAGAAUGAAGGUGGCUGAAAUUGUUGAGCCAAUUGUAGACAAGCCACAAGAAGAGAUGCAAGCUGCUGAUUACAGGAUCACAAGGGUGGAGUUGGGCAAACAAACGCAUGAAGUGGUCAAACAUGAUGCUCAACAUUCUGUAGCCUCAUUGGUGCAGCGAUAUGAUGAACUUCUAGUGAAGAAGGAUAAGCUAGAAGAGGAAAAUGUACAACUUGUUGCCGCAAUUCAAAGGAUCACCAAGUCUUCUAAUGAAGGGGACAAUCCUUCAACUUCGUCAAGUUGA